Pocillopora damicornis (cauliflower coral) is the source of this 2127-nucleotide messenger RNA. RefSeq lists its product as uncharacterized. Gene Ontology annotation, molecular function: carbohydrate binding; protein binding; calcium ion binding. Gene Ontology annotation, cellular component: plasma membrane; protein-containing complex. The record is from RefSeq and is a predicted model, not a curated record. NCBI's taxonomy places the organism in Eukaryota, Metazoa, Cnidaria, Anthozoa, Scleractinia, Pocilloporidae. Gene Ontology annotation, biological process: heterophilic cell-cell adhesion; establishment or maintenance of epithelial cell apical/basal polarity.
UUGGAAGAUAUACUGAUACUUCAUUAUUCUCAGAAAUUAAACACGCCACUUUCUCUACCUUUGCUGAUCAAAACAAAGACUCUCAGGUGAAGCACAAAAAUUCAAAGUGUGCUGAUCCUCUUUUUUCCUUACUUAUUCCUUCGAUUAAAAAUUAUUCUCUCCCAAACUUUUACGCGGAAAGAAGUAUGGAGAAAUUGUUACCACGACAGAUGGUAGAAUGAAUAUAAAGUUAAUGUGAAAUAUUUGUUAGAAGCACAAAGGGUUCGUGAAGUGCACGAGCUUAAACGCUGCUCCUUUCAUGGUCUGUUGUUUAUCCGCAAAAUGAGGGUGUUUCCAGGAACUCACUUAUUGGCGGUGCUUUUGGUUGUAUGCAAAAUUACCUUAAUGGUUGAAGGACAAACUCUGGUCCAAGACGGAAAGAUCAACUUCACUGCGUCAUAUCCUGACUUGCUUUACUGCACGAACGUGCAGUUCCCUCGUGCAUUCUCUAGCUCGAGAAAUGUAAGGGUGAUAGCGUCCAUCGGGUAUGAGUCCAAUACUCGCAGCGUACACGACUCGGCUGUUGUGUGGACGUCAGACGUAACACAGAGUAGUUUUCGCGUAUGUGCGCUGGAGUCGGGACUUGGCACAAAUGGAUCCGCCGUCGUGAACUGGAUUGCAUUUCGAAGUGCCCCCUCUGGAAUGUUGGAUGGCACCGCCUCCUUUAGUGCAUUUACCAGUGGAACAAAAUGUGAGAGAGUUACCUUUGUUCAGCGAUUUGCAUCUAUCCCAAAAGUGCUGGCUACAGUACGUCAUUCUGUUAGCAACAAGUCACAGGACGCUAUGAAUGUCUGGGUUGAAGAACUCAAGGCGGAUUAUUUCAGAGUGUGCCUUAGGGAAGUGAAAACUUUCGAUGGAAAGCAUCAGAAUUUAAAAGUGGAUUGGCUGGCAUUUACACAAAGAGGUGUUCAACUUACAUUUGAAGGAAAAUUGUUGCUUGAAAAUGGCGGAGCUCCUCGGGAACAAGACAAUUUCGCCUUUUGUAAGGUACACAACUUUACCGAAGAAUUCUAUGCACCCCCUGUAGUCAUAGUAACAGUAAAUCAUCUCUACGAUAGCAAGAAUGUAUAUUCCAUCAAGCCAGAGAACAAUGUUCUCAAUACUUGGAUUGAGGAAAUAACGAUCUCAUCGUUCCGUGUGUGUGUAAAAGACUUGGCAGGAAUGGAAAGUCAACACGACCCCGUUACUGUUGAUUACGCCGUUAUUGGAGAUUUUGAUCCUUGCAUCAAUGUUUCCUGUAAUUAUUUUGCUGUCUGCAAGGCAUUUGGACCCAAAGACGCCAGGUGCAUAUGCGUGGAUAAUUGUCCAUCGUACGACGAACCUGUGUGUUCAUCCAACGGAACCACCUACGACAACGAGUGUAUGUUUCAAAGAGAAAUGUGCCACUUGAAGGCUAAUUUUACCCUUUAUCACCCGGGUGAUUGUACAGGAUUCCCUUCACAGAAAGGUCGUCAUCGUCUUCAUCACCACCCAAACUGGGCUGAGGCAGUUUGUGAACAGGUUCCACUGGUUCCUUAUGUCUUCUAUCCUGACUAACCUGUUCACGUACAAGUAUCUGUUAAUCACGUCAACUUCUCGGAUCCCUCCUAUGUCCACGAGGCUGCUGUGGCCUGGGUCGAGGAUUUAAGGGAAAACAAUUUUACAAUUUGUGUCACUCAAGCUGGGAGGAAUGAGAAGAAAAAUGGAAAAACAUUCGCUAUGGUUGAUUGGUUAGCAUAUCAGGGGGCCCCUGACGGGGGAGUGUCAGGUGAAAUGGACAUGCCGACAUGGUGGACUGGAACGAGCUGUCGCACAGUUUCGUUGCCUCCGAAAAAGUUUCAGUCAGUUCCCACCGUAUUUGUGUCGGCUCAGCAUGAAAGGCGGGGAGUGAAGCAUGAUGCGUCUUCUGUUUGGGUGGAAGAUUUGACGACAACUUCCUUUAAGAUCUGUGUCAGGGAGUUACAGAACUUUGAUGGAGCUCACCAAAGCAUCCAUGUAGACUGGAUGGCGUUUGAAGAGCUUCAUCAGCCCUUGUUUAUGGAGCAUGGCUCCUUAUACUUUGCAAACGGGAAAAAACCAUCCAAAGAAUUUAACUAUGCUUUUUGUGAG